AUGCCGUUUAGUGUAGUCGUCGUGAUGGUCCGUUAUAUCUACGAGUCGGGUUCGCCCGACAUGACUCCCGUUGCCAACACGGUUGCCGAUUAUGUGGACACGAUAGCCCAUCGACACUCCUUUUGGAGUCGAAGCAUUGGGGGCCUUACUGAGUUCAUACUCACCAUUCUUGUAUGGAGUAUUGUGCAAUGUCAACACAUCAGAAGGCUUCAAACCUUUAAAAGACGUCACGCUUCCCAAGAUCAGCCUCAAGACGGGCGAAAUCACAGGCCUACUCGGCGGGACCCCUCCGCGCAAAAGGACAAUUUUGGCCUUCUUCGCGGGUGGUCUCCAUGGCCAUAUCUGGCACCUCCUUUUAAACCAUUGGAAGGACAAAAACGACCCCGACGUGCAAGUCUCGAAAAGCUUCCUAACGAGGUUUCGUACGAGAGCAUGCUUAGAAAUAGCAAAUUUCAGAAGAGUCUAGGUUGA
This is a messenger RNA of Striga hermonthica, 471 nucleotides long. NCBI's taxonomy places the organism in Eukaryota, Viridiplantae, Streptophyta, Magnoliopsida, Lamiales, Orobanchaceae. The record is from the annotation of a GenBank genome assembly.